AUGAAUACGAAUAGCAAAGCAUUUUGGCCACUUGUGGCUGCAGUUAGUCUCGGUGUAGGUUUUGUUGGUUAUUGCUUUUAUUUCGAUCAAAAACGACGAAGUGCGCCGGAAUUUCGUGAAAAAUUAAAAGCUAAACGAAAGAAACAGAAACAACAUGGUCCGACUUCUAGUGACAGUUUAACAGUUGAUUCCAGUAAUCCCGACGAGAUGCGUCGCUAUUUUCUUGAACAAAUUCAACAAGGCGAAGAUUGUCUGUCCCGAGGUGAUCUUGAUAAUGGUGUCGAUCAUCUCGCUAAAGCUGUCGCUGUUUGUAGUCAGCCUCAAAGUCUCCUUUCACUAUUUCAACAAACACUACCACCUGAAUUGUUUCAAGAAAUCAUCAUGCGUUUACCGCGAGUUGCCCAAUCGGUUAUGGGUGCAUCGUCUUCAGCUCUUGGUGGUAGCGCAAUUUUGACUGAACCAGAUCUAGAAUAA
Molecule: messenger RNA, 474 nt
Organism: Adineta ricciae
Lineage: Eukaryota; Metazoa; Rotifera; Eurotatoria; Adinetida; Adinetidae
Source: the annotation of a GenBank genome assembly